AUGGAAAUGAAUUCUUUUGUAUUGCUUUGUUGCCUCCUUAUUCUACCCAUCUCUCUUCUGAAUAAUACUCCAUUCUCCCAUGGAGUUGAAACAAUUUCUGGAAACAAAUAUAUAACUCAGGCUACAACUAUAUCCUCUCCCAAUGGAAGAUUUGAGUUGGGUUUCUUCACACCAGCUCAAUCUUCCAAGUAUUACAUUGGAAUCUGGUACAAAAACAUCUCCCCUCAAACAGUAGUUUGGGUAGCAAAUAGGGUCACCCCAAUCCCCUCCUCCGCAAUCAACUCCUCCAAACUCAGAGUCCUAGACGGCGACUUGGUGCUUGUAGACGGGGCACAAAACUUGGUCUGGUCAACCAAUCUCAGCGCCUCCUCCGUCACCACGGUGAAGCGAAACUCUGUUCAAGCAACUCUUCGGGACAGCGGAAACUUGGUUUUGAGCGACGAUGGCAUGAAUUCAACAACCCCACUUUGGCAAAGUUUUGACCACUCGACACACACAUUUCUGCCCGGUGCCAAGUUCGGGUAUAACAAGCGCACCAAAACAACAUAUGGGUUCACUUCGUGGAAAAGUUGGGACGACCCGGCACCCGGGCUAUUUAGUUCUAUUGGGAGUGAUGGCGGUGUGGCAUUUCAAAUGUGGAACGGCACAGAGGAAUACUGGAAGAGUGGACCCAAAUUCGGAACAGACAAAUAUAAGCCCAAUUCUGCGCACAGCCGCACCUUUGUGGACAACGAAAAUGAGAUUUACUUCGCUUACAAUGUGCUAAACCCGUCCGUCAUUUGCAGACACAUAAUCGACGUAAAUGGGCAAGAGAAGACACUAGUGUGGUCGGAAGCUCAAAAGGUGUGGAUGUCGACCGAUGUUAGACCGUCACAAGAAUGCGACGUUUAUGCGUAUUGCGGCCCAUUCAGCAUCUGUAGUGACAACUCUACCACCGUUUGUGUUUGCUUGCAAGGUUUCAAGUACAAGUCACAAAGAGAAUGGAGAUUCAAUGAAUUCUCUGGUGGGUGUGUUAGGAACACCAGUUUGAAGUGUAGUGGAAGUAAUAAUUACGAAGAAGAGGAUAUGGACGUGGACAGGUUCAUAAUGUAUCCAAACGUGAGAUUGCCAAGACAUCCUCAAAACAUCAUAGCUGAGACCCAGGCCGAAUGUGAGUCCAGUUGUGUCAACAAUUGCUCUUGUACCGCCUAUGCUUAUAGCAAUAGCAGUGGUAGUCAUUGUCGGAUUUGGGUCGGACAGCUUUUGAACCUGAAACAGUUGGGGAAAUAUGAUAUCAAUGGAAGCACAAUUUACAUCAGAGUUGCUGCCACUGAAUUUUCAAAUAUCAAAGAUACAAACUCAAAGCAGUCGCCAGGGAAGCUCAAAGCGAUCAUAGCUAGUGUAGCAGUAGCUGCAGCAGCUCUAGUUGCAUGCACUAUUUUCUGCGUCUGUUACAAAAGGAGAAGAGCCGCAUUGAAAAUAACAGUGGACGACGCAAUGGAUGAAACGAUAGAUGAUGAGAACGGCAUUGGUGUCCCGCUCAUCACUUUCCAAAGCAUAUUGGAAGCUACAAACAACUUUUCCAAUGCAAAUAAGUUAGGAGAAGGAGGCUUUGGUCCGGUUUAUAAGGGUAUGCUUCUUGAUGGGGAAGAAGUUGCAAUAAAAAGAUUAUCAAGUCAAUCUAGUCAAGGAAUCAACGAGUUUAAGAAUGAAGUUGUACUAAUUGGAAAGCUUCAACACAGAAAUCUUGUUAAACUUGUAGGUUACUGCACACAAGUGGGAGAAAAGAUUUUGCUAUAUGAAUAUAUGCCAAACAAGAGUUUAGACACCUUCAUAUUUGAUCAAACACGUCGACUAUUAUUGGAUUGGAGCAAAAGGUUUGACAUUAUAUUGGGAAUUGUCCGAGGACUUGUAUAUCUUCAUCAUGAUUCAAGAUUGAGAAUCAUUCACAGAGACAUGAAAACAAAUAACAUUUUAUUAGAUGAAGAAAUGAUACCCAAGAUUUCAGAUUUUGGAUUAGCGAGACUGGUUGCUGGGAAUACAUUUGAAGCAAAUACCAAAAAAGUUGUAGGGACCUUCGGUUACAUGUCUCCCGAAUAUGCAUUAAGUGGACUCUUCUCAACUAAGUCUGAUGUAUUUAGUUUUGGAGUGAUCAUACUCGAAAUAAUUUGUGGAAAGAAAAACACAUCAUUUUAUCAGCAUGAAGUCUCAAACCUUUUAGGCUAUGCAUGGAAAUUAUGGAGUGAAGGGAAUGCAAUGGAUUUAUUAGAUGGCUCACUACUAGGAUGCUGUACGGAAUGUGAAGUGUUGAAGUGCAUAAAUGUUGGGUUGAUAUGUGUCGAAGAAGCUCCAAACCGUCGUCCUAGCAUGCCUAAUGUAUUUUUAAUGUUGACAGAUGAAAGUAUGAAUCUACCUAAACCAUAUCAACCAGCUUUUGUUACAAGAAAUCGGAUUUGCAAUGACCCUUCUACUAUAGAAUCUGAUAAACCGUGCUCCAAUCAACUUACUUUUUCAACACAAGAAGAGGAUACAAACUCAAAGCAAUUUCUAGCGAUCAUAGCUAGUGUUGCAGUUGCUGCAGCAGCUCUAGUUGCAUCCACUAUUUUCUGCGUCUGUUACAAAAGGAGAAGAGCCGCAUUCAAAAUAACAGAACUUGCAGUGGACGCAAUAAUGGAUGAAGAUACAGAUGGCGUCCCGCUCAUCACUUUCCAAAGCAUAUUGGAAGCUACAAACAACUUUUCCGAUGCAAAUAAGCUAGGAGAAGGAGGUUUUGGUCCUGUUUAUAAGGGUAUGCUUCUCGAUGGGCAAGAAAUUGCAAUAAAAAGAUUAUCAAGUCAAUCUAAACAAGGAAUCAAAGAAUUUAAAAAUGAAGUCGCACUAAUUGGAAAGCUUCAACACAGAAAUCUCGUUAAACUUGUAGGUUACUGCACACAAAUGAAAGAAAAGAUCUUGCUAUAUGAAUAUAUGCCAAACAAGAGUUUAGACACCUUCAUAUUUGAUCAAACACGUCGACUAUUGUUAGAUUGGAGCAAAAGGUUUGAUAUUAUAUUGGGAAUUGUUCGAGGACUUGUAUAUCUUCAUCAUGAUUCAAGAUUGAGAAUCAUUCAUAGGGACAUGAAAACAAAUAACAUAUUAUUAGAUGAAGAAAUGACACCCAAAAUUUCAGAUUUUGGAUUAGCGAGACUGGUAGCUGGAAAUACGUUUGAAGCAAAUACCAAAAAAAUCGCUGGCACCUAUGGUUACAUGUCUCCUGAAUAUGCACUAAGUGGACUCUUCUCAACGAAGUCUGAUGUAUUUAGUUUUGGGGUGAUCAUACUUGAAAUAAUUUGUGGAAAGAAAAACACAGCACUUUAUCAGCAUGGAGAAGUCUCAAACCUUUUAGGCUAUGCAUGGAAAUUAUGGAAUGAAGGGAAUGCAAUGGAUUUAUUAGAUGACUCGGUUGAAUGCUGUAAGGAAUGUGAAGUGUUGAAGUGCAUAAAUGUUGGGUUGUUAUGUGUUGAAGAAGAUCCAAAUCGUCGUCCUAGCAUGCCUACUGUAUUUCUAAUGUUGACAGAUGAAAGUAUGAAUCUACCCAAACCAAAUCAACCAGCUUUUGUUACAAGAAAUUGGAUUUGCAAUGUCUCUUCUACUGCAGAAUCUGAGAAACCGUGCUCCAAUCAAUUGACUUUUUCAAUACAAAAAGGUCGAUAGGGAUCUGUAAUAAUAAUAUAAUAAGUUGUUUGUUCUA
This is a messenger RNA of Ipomoea nil (Japanese morning glory), 3706 nucleotides long. Its product is annotated as receptor-like serine/threonine-protein kinase SD1-6. Bases 1 to 3669 code for a protein of 1222 amino acids. The record is from RefSeq and is a predicted model, not a curated record. NCBI's taxonomy places the organism in Eukaryota, Viridiplantae, Streptophyta, Magnoliopsida, Solanales, Convolvulaceae. Gene Ontology annotation, molecular function: protein kinase activity; ATP binding. Gene Ontology annotation, biological process: recognition of pollen; protein phosphorylation. The transcript is spliced from 13 exons.